Messenger RNA from Suillus bovinus, 162 nucleotides. RefSeq lists its product as uncharacterized. The transcript has a single exon. Lineage: Eukaryota; Fungi; Basidiomycota; Agaricomycetes; Boletales; Suillaceae. The record is from RefSeq and is a predicted model, not a curated record. The annotation marks the transcript as partial.
UUUCUUGAAAUGGUACCAGAAUUGACCAUCAUUCCCGGCAUCGGGUUGUGGCAUGUGCAUGGACAUCAGGACAGCUGCUAUGUCCGAUAUGCGUCAAAUUUCAUUGAAGGCAUUGGCCACAUAGAUGGAGAGAUCAUGGAGACUCUCUGGGCACGUCUCAAC